This is a messenger RNA of Trichoderma harzianum CBS 226.95, 877 nucleotides long. RefSeq lists its product as hypothetical. The record is from RefSeq and is a predicted model, not a curated record. Lineage: Eukaryota; Fungi; Ascomycota; Sordariomycetes; Hypocreales; Hypocreaceae. The transcript has a single exon. The coding region runs from base 307 to 636 and encodes 109 amino acids.
CAUCUAUGGAACCAACUUCAAAACGAUUACUACAUCUUCCUUAUCCGCUUUUCCGUAUUAUUUCUUCUUUUCUCUUUUAAUUCCUCUCGUUUCCCAGCCCGGCAGUUCAUCCGUCCACCAGCAGGGCCCCUCGUCCUUCUCUUCUCUUCUCUCGCCUCUCACAGACCACACAAAGCCUGUCCCAACCCCUGCCACAAAGAGAGGCUGUACAGUGGGAACGAACCACAGGCCACGCGACGUUUUUUUUCUUUUGUUUCCAAGGUUCAAGGUUGUCGCUUUGCUGCUCACUUCAGCUACUCUUGCAAAAUGGAUCUCUUGACUAAUGAAGCUGCUGGAUUGAAAAUUGGACACGGAUGGGGUCACGUCAGCCAAGUGGAGCUGCUUGUCAUGGACUCGCGGAUUCUGGCAUUUUGCAAGAUUCGCAAAGCAAAAAAGAAAGCCGAAUGCUACCAUCUAACGAGACACGGCUUUAAUGAGAUGGACACCCGAUACGAGUUGCGGCUGCAUGCGGUGCUAUUUUUCAAGAAUGCCCAACUAUGGUCUUUGCUUUUCAGCUCGAUUAAUUCCCCUAUUCUGUUUGCCUCACCCGCCAUCGCGGCGAUAAGUUUGUUUGUCUGGGACCUGGAACCGAAUUGACACUCAAAAGACGAGCGAGAGACACACGGACGCAAAAAAAGAGAAAAAGAAAUACUUUUUCACAAGUAUUUACUCCGGGCCCAUGGCGAUGCCUCCACCAACACAACGGGGUGGGAUCCAUCACCAGGGCUGCUAAAGCCAAGACGGCAUUGUCCAGAACUUGAGCUAACAACAGGUUGCAAAACGUUCUUUCACCCCCUUAAACUCCUCUCCUGGCGCUACACUCGCAAGACAAAACGGC